AUGUCUUCCGCAACCACUGUGACCAAGACUAACAUUGGUGUUUACACCAACCCCAACCACGACCUUUGGAUCGCCGAGACGACCCCCAAGGUCGAGGAUGUGCAGGCUGGCAAGGGCCUGAAGCCCGGCGAGGUCACAGUCGAGGUGCGCAGCACUGGUAUUUGCGGCUCCGACGUCCACUUUUGGCACGCCGGUUGUAUUGGCCCCAUGAUCGUUACUGGCGACCACGUCCUCGGUCACGAAUCUGCCGGUCAAAUUGUCGCGGUCGCCCCCGAUGUCACCCACCUCAAGCUCGGUGACCGUGUCGCCAUCGAACCCAAUGUUAUCUGUAACGCCUGCGAGCCCUGCCUGACUGGCCGCUACAACGGCUGCGAGAAUGUCGCUUUCCUCUCCACCCCUCCCGUCGACGGCCUGCUCCGCCGAUACGUCAACCACCCCUCCAUUUGGUGCCACAAGAUCGGUGAGAUGAGCUACGAGGAUGGUGCCCUCCUGGAACCCCUCAGUGUGACUCUGGCGGCCGUCGAGCGCAGCGGGCUGCGCCUUGGUGACCCCCCUCCUCAUCACCGGCGCCGGUCCCAUCGUGCUCGCGCCGCUGGUGCUUGCCCCAUCGUCAUCACCGAUAUCGACGAGGGCCGCCUGGCCUUCGCCAAGACCAUUGCGCCUGAGGUCCGCACCUACAAGGUGCAACCCGGUCUGUCUGCCGAGCAACAAGCGGCCGGCAUUAUCAAUGUCUUCAACGAUGGCAAGGGCUCCGAGGCGGGUGCUCUGCGACCUAAGCUGUGCCUGGAGUGCACCGGUGUGGAGAGCAGUGUCAACUCCGCGAUCUGGAGCAUGAAGUUCGGCGGCAAGGUGUUUAUCAUCGGCGUGGGCAAGAACGAGAUGAACAUCCCAUUCAUGCGUCUGAGUACCCAGGAAAUCGACCUUCAGUACCAGUACCGCUACUCCAACACCUGGCCUCGUGCCAUUCGCCUGGUGCAAAACGGUGUGAUUGAUCUGCGCAGCCUGGUUACCCACCGCUUCGCAUUGGAGGAUGCGCUCAAGGCGUUUGAGACGGCGGCGAAUCCUAAGACUGGUGCGAUUAAGGUGCAAAUUAUGAGCUCGGAGGAGGAUGUCAAGGCUGCUUCCGCUGGUCAGAAGAUCUAA
Penicillium cosmopolitanum is the source of this 1143-nucleotide messenger RNA. RefSeq names its product NAD(P)-dependent alcohol dehydrogenase. Gene Ontology annotation, molecular function: zinc ion binding; L-iditol 2-dehydrogenase (NAD+) activity. The record is from RefSeq and is a predicted model, not a curated record. NCBI's taxonomy places the organism in Eukaryota, Fungi, Ascomycota, Eurotiomycetes, Eurotiales, Aspergillaceae. Bases 1 to 1143 code for a protein of 380 amino acids. Gene Ontology annotation, biological process: D-sorbitol catabolic process. The transcript has 3 exons.